Messenger RNA from Pogonomyrmex barbatus (red harvester ant), 945 nucleotides. RefSeq lists its product as uncharacterized. Lineage: Eukaryota; Metazoa; Arthropoda; Insecta; Hymenoptera; Formicidae. The record is from RefSeq and is a predicted model, not a curated record.
AUGCUCGAUGACAAAAAGUUUGACGUUGACAAAGAUGACUCCAUAAUCAUAGAUAAUAGACUUUCCGAUGAGGCUAUAUUCACCGAAGAUGACAAACAAACGUAUAAAAGUAUACUAUUAACAAUGAAUGCUCAUAGACGUGGCCAUAGCGCCUAUAAUCCCAUCAUGAGCAACAAGAGAUAUAAGUAUAUUAAUAUCAUCGCUCCGCUCAUAUCUACAUAUAAGAAAAGCGGUAAAAAGGGUGCAGGAUACAUUCCAUGUUCUGAGGAUUUAAAAGAAAAUUGGAACAUUAAAAAGAAUGUACAACAAAUGUUACGAAUGCAAGCAAGAUCAAAUAUAAUCUUACAAGAUAUAAACCAACGUUUACAAAAAAUUGAAAGUAUUCUUAAAAAACAGGCAUCAAAUUCAGUCAUUGAAAAUAACGAUGGUCUUAUUGUCAAUUUUUUACCUCUUAGCACAGUGCAACGCAUAAAGGAAUUUGAAUCUUUAUUGAAAUCUACAGAAGAGGCAGUUACUCAAUUUAAACAGUUUUUGUUAAGACUAGGAGGAAAUAAUCUUAAAGAUAACAUUUUACGAAUUCUAAUAAAGACUUUUACAAACGAAUGUGCCAUGAACUGUUCAAUGAAAGGAAUUCGAAAUAAUUUUCGAGUUGAAGACUUAAAAAUAAUGAGAGUUAUUAGAAAUAUUCUGUCAAUAAUUCAGUCGGUGUCAGUCAAAAACAAUCAACAAGGACAAGUGAUCAAGUUUCCUGACGACACCAUUACCGCCUUCAUCUCGCAGACUGAAUUCGAUGGAAUUGUCGCAAAAUGGCUACAUUUUGCCAAACAAAGAAAGGAAAGAGACGACAAGAUAAAAGAAAGCAAUAAAAGAAGAUAUGUUCAUGUUCUUUGGAAGAUUGAGACUACCGCUGAUUCUAUCUCUAAAAAAUAUUACCAACAUCCAUAG